Molecule: messenger RNA, 489 nt
Organism: Aspergillus calidoustus
Lineage: Eukaryota; Fungi; Ascomycota; Eurotiomycetes; Eurotiales; Aspergillaceae
Source: the annotation of a GenBank genome assembly
AUGUCACACGCACCUCCCACCCCCAAACUCACCGUCCGGCUACAAUCGCCCUCGAUCCCCGCCUCAUUCGAGAGCCCGGUCGCCGUCUCCGUCACAGCCUCAAUCACCAACACCGCCGCGUCGCCAGUAACCCUGCUAAACUGGGGUUCCCCUCUCGACCCGCGUGCAAACAUCCUCGGUGUUUUUGAGAUUCGCGAUGCAGAAACUGAUGAACCUGUUAUACUCGACGAGAUCAAAUUCCGCCGCGUCCUACCUGCGCCUCGUGAGGAUUUCGUUGAGAUUGCCCCUGGUGCCUCGGCCGAGGUGAAGGUUACGAUUCCCCGUGCGCCGCUUGAUCAGGGGAAGCACUAUACGAUCCGGGCCAAGGGCUGGUGGCAGGCCGUUUGGGAAGCGCCGCUGCAGGAUGUGCCGCCGGAGGAUCUAAACGAGUUGACUGGGGCGCUAAGGGGCGAAUUUGCGUCUGACCCUGUGCCAAUCGAGACGGACUAG